GAAAAUCAGUAGUAGAAGAAGAAGCAUUCGCUUAGCGCAGGUGUUUACGUUUUCCUACUUCCGUAGCUGCCUAAAACGGAAUAACGUUACUAAUCUAACGUAAUCCAUAAUUUUGAAAAGUAACAGUCGGUCAUGUUCCUCAUUUUAAUUUAAGCAUUAGAAAUGCCUGAAAGAUAAAUACAGUUAAGGUCGUUUGCUGUCCACUGUAGGCGCUGUACCGCGAGUUUACUUCAUCGUUCUUCGCAGGCAAAGCUAAAGCUAAAGCUAGCGGUGUGUUAGCAGUGGGUCAGCGGCAGUGGACAUAAUAUAAUAAUCAUCGCCUGAUCCGCAUUUUGUCCAGUGUUAAUUUAGAUAUCAAACAAGGCAGUCAUGGCCACUAGGCGUCUGACCGAUGCCUUCUUGUUAAUGCGGAACAAUGCAAUCCAAAACCGGCAGAUAUUGGCUGAGCAAGUGAGUACAUACGACCCCCGUCUGAGUACACGUAGCAAUGCUGCGGAGCUUGAUGAGUUGGCUGAUGAUCGAAUGGCCCUGGUGUCGGGCAUUAGUCUGGAUCCUGAAGCAGCCAUUGGAGUCACCAAGAAACUGCCCCCCAAAUGGGUAGAGUGGGUUAAUGAGAUCCAGUACGAAAUCACACGGGUUCGGCAAAAAAUGAAAGAUCUGGCCUUACUUCAUGACAAGCAUAUGAAUCGACCCACACUUGAUGACAGUAGUGAGGAAGAGCAUGCCAUAGAAAUCACUACUCAGGAAAUUACACAGAUGUUCCACCGAUGCCAGCGAGCUGUGACAGGCCUGCAGUCUCGUUGUGGCCACUGUACCGAGCAGGAGGAGAAGCUACUGCGAAACGUGGUCUCGUCCAUAGCACAGAGCCUGCAGGAUCUGUCCACCAAUUUCAGGCACACACAGUCCGGCUAUCUAAAACGUAUGAAGAAUCGUGAGGAGAGAUCAAAGCACUUUUUUGACUCUGGACCCCUAAUGGAAGAGGAUGAAGAUUUAGCUGUAUAUGACAAGGGGUUCACAGACGACCAGUUGAUGCUGGUUGAACAGAACACCGUUAUGGUGGAAGAACGAGAGCGGGAAAUCCGACAAAUAGUGCAGUCCAUCUCAGAUCUGAAUGAGAUUUUCCGGGACUUGGCUGGAAUGGUGGUGGAACAGGGCACCGUUCUUGACAGAAUUGACUUCAAUGUGGAGCAGUCUUGUGUGAAAACAGAAGAAGGAAUGAAACAGUUACAAAAGGCGGAACAGUAUCAGAAGAAGAACAGAAAGAUGCUGGUCAUUUUGAUCCUCUUCAUCAUAGUCAUCGUUCUAAUUAUUAUUCUUUUUGGAACAAAGUUUUAAUUAUGCAUUCCUCUGGCUUUUGUUUUCUGUGUGGGUGUUUGUGGUGCAUCUGUGUGGACUUGGUCUUGUUGGUCUCGGUCCUACUGAAAACAAAGCUGACUGCCUUUCAUUCCCACCAAAAACGUCAAGAAGAAUUCCUCAUCCCUUUACAGGUGCACGUUGGGCUGUGUGGAGAUAUUUGUGGUUGAUUUAAUGAAAGAAACAAUCAACAAUCUGUCUGAGCCGUGGCUAUUUUAUCAAGUGACUCGCACCCAAAUCGCCAAGACUCUGUGACAAGAGGUUUGUCGAACCCGACUAUGUUGACAUGUGUGUCUUAACAAAAGAAAAACAGUUUGUGUUGUAUAAAAAUGGACUACCAAUGUUUUAAAUGCUAAAGCAGAGUGUUUUCUGCUUGAACUUAAAGCAUGAAUUGUGACGUUUGUUGUGCGACAAUGCAUAAUUUCUUUCCAGUCAUUGCAAAAAUGUUGUUUCUGUAAGGAAGAUGUGACAAGAACGAAUGUUUGUGAAAGAGAAAUAUGCAGUAGAUAUCAUUUCACUGCAAAUUAAUUUUCAUUUCGACAUUACAUUUAUGCCCAGGCUCAGUAUUUUACGUUGGAAGACUAAAGGAAAAUGUUUUGUAUUAGGACAGUAUAUGAUUAGAAUAGUAAUGCGGUACCAAAAAUAUUCCUUUGGUUUAAGGACCACCUGUUUUUUAUCCUUUUACUCCGCAAUUUAAAAAUCAUACCGAGAUCAUUGUUGGCCUGAGGAAGAUGUCGACAGCCGUGAGCUUCCUCCAAUUUAUCCUGUAAUUCACACCUGCUGCACUUGUCAUGAAGUGCUUAUUUUAAAACACUUAAUCGUUAAUGUUUUUAAAUGGUCCUUGCUUAAAGUGCUACCUUUUUUAAACACUUGCAGUUUGCACAUAUUGAGGCCUAAGGGGUAGGGUGGUUGUGUUAUGGAUGUAAUACUACUGUCAUCUGUACGAUGAAAAUAUUUAUUUUUAAUAACUUUAAAUAAUCAAGAGAUUCAGAGUUGUUCUGUGUCAGGCAGAAUUAUUGUAUAUUGAGUAAAGUGUAUCUGUAGUCUAAACCCAACAGUUAUUGUCCACUCCACUGAGAAAACUGCAAUGUAGUCCAACACAAGCAGACAUGAAGACAGCAUUAUCAUUUUCUUUUCAGAUUGGACACAUUUCAUUUUAGUCGGCUUGGCUCUGUUGGAAUUUCUUUACGUGUCCUUGUGUUCUAUAAAGACUGAUUAGCGGGAACGAUGAAGAGCUUUAUUUAACAUAUCUGUACUGGACUCUACACUUUAUACACCUAUUAAAUCAUCUUUGUCUUGAUGUGAAGUUAUGUGUGAAAAAUGGUUAUGUCUUAGUGGUACUCUACCUAAGUUUUGAUUUCCAAGCAAAACGGGUGAGGAGAUGGCAACUUGUUUUUUUAAAUAAACCUGGAACAUGA
Messenger RNA from Perca fluviatilis (European perch), 2771 nucleotides. It is a transcript of the gene stx16, whose product is annotated as syntaxin 16. Gene Ontology annotation, biological process: intracellular protein transport; vesicle fusion; vesicle-mediated transport. The transcript has 9 exons. Gene Ontology annotation, cellular component: endomembrane system; SNARE complex; membrane. Lineage: Eukaryota; Metazoa; Chordata; Actinopteri; Perciformes; Percidae. Gene Ontology annotation, molecular function: SNAP receptor activity; SNARE binding. Bases 370 to 1335 code for a protein of 321 amino acids. The record is from RefSeq and is a predicted model, not a curated record.